AUGGAAGAAGAUUGUGGUGCGUUUGCAGCAGACUGUGUUAUCCUGUCAUGCUGCUGCCAAUGCCUUGUGUUACAAGUCAGUGUCUUUGCCUUCUUCAAGAUCCCUCGUAAACUUGCCCAGAAGAUGAAGAAGUUUGUGAAGAGAAGAUGUGGAGAAACUUUGCAACCAACAAUGAAGGAGGAGGAUGUUGUCAAAGAGGAUCAUUGGUAUGGAAAUGGCUUUGCCUUUGAGGAAAGCUCAUCAAGAUUUAAUUGCACUGAAGAUAUUGAAGGAUUGUUGCAAGAACUGUCUAUGAACAAAGAGUUCGUGUUUGGAAGCUUCUGGCGCCACCAAGAUUCUUCUGACACUCUCGAUUUCAAAUAG
This is a messenger RNA of Thlaspi arvense, 363 nucleotides long. NCBI's taxonomy places the organism in Eukaryota, Viridiplantae, Streptophyta, Magnoliopsida, Brassicales, Brassicaceae. The record is from the annotation of a GenBank genome assembly.